Molecule: messenger RNA, 461 nt
Organism: Effrenium voratum
Lineage: Eukaryota; Dinophyceae; Suessiales; Symbiodiniaceae
Source: the annotation of a GenBank genome assembly
AGCACGUUUUGGGUCGAGUGUGCACAUUUCAGCCCAUCACCAUGGACGGCUUGAUUUUGGAGGGCAAGGACGAUGGCAAGAGCAACAAGGUGCACGUCCGAAUGCAGCAGCGAAACGGCCGCAAGUCCUGGACUACCGUGGCUGGCUUUCCUGAGCAGGUGAGACUUCCAAAAUCUGGCAAGGUCCUGCAGGUGGACUUCGAGAAGAUCUUGCGGACGCUGAAGAAGACCUUCAAGACCAACGGGGUGUUGAUCAAGGACCCGGACCACGGCAGUGUCAUGCAGCUACAGGGCGACAUUCGCAAGGAGGUGGCAGAGUUCUUGAUUGAAGUGACCGCCAUCAUCACAAAAGACCAGGUGAUGAUCCACGGCUCCUGAGCAAUUCGCGUUGUGCAGCAGUAAGUCACAGCUCCUUGUGCACGCGCAGUGGCUGGAACGCCUCAGCAAACCGCGAAAAGGCAC